CUCAACUAUCAUCUCAACUAUUCCAUGCAAAAAAAAACAAAAAAAACAUGACGACCUCCAAAAUCCUCGUUCUCAUCACCGGUGCCAAUCAAGGCAUCGGCUUCGCCGUGGCACAGCAGCUAGCUAGCUCAAGCAAGUUCCAUGUGCUAGUCGGCGCACGCACGACACUCAAGGCCGAAGCUGCAGUCAAGGAGCUGGAAUCAGAUGCAGUGGACAAAUCAGCUCUCACACCCAUUUCCAUCGAUGUGACAGAUGAUGCGUCCAUCGCUGCAGCUGCGCAGACCGUCUCGGAAACAUUCGGACGUCUGGACAUCCUGAUCAAUAAUGCGGGCAUUGCGCAGACACCCGCCACUACCCUGCGCGAGCAAUACCGGCAAGUAUUCGAUGUCAAUGUGUUUGGCAUCGUGGUUGUCAUGGAUACAUUCCUCCCAUUGCUGCGUGCAUCGACGUAUUCCGAUCGCCGCAUUGUCAAUGUCACGUCCGGGCAGGGUCUGAUCAGCAGAGCCGGCCACAAGGAUCAUCCGGCUAGCGCAAAGACCUAUUUCAUACCUGACUACCGCAGUAGCAAAGCAGCGGUUAAUAUGAUCACCGUCGCUCAUGCGGUAAAGCUGGCUGAUGAGAAGAUUGCUGUCAUUGCGGCUGCCCCGGGCUACUGCCGCACCAGUAUCAACGGAGGUCAAGGAGUCAAGGAAGCAAGCGACGGGGCCAGGGUCAUUGUGCGCGCUGCCACAGAAGGCGACCCGGAGAAACUGAGUGGGACGUUCGUCGCGGACGAACAAUGGGGCCUUGGGUGGUGAUGGCGCGUAAGGGAGCAAAUAAG
Aspergillus costaricaensis CBS 115574 is the source of this 820-nucleotide messenger RNA. RefSeq names its product short-chain dehydrogenase. Bases 48 to 797 code for a protein of 249 amino acids. Lineage: Eukaryota; Fungi; Ascomycota; Eurotiomycetes; Eurotiales; Aspergillaceae. The transcript has a single exon. The record is from RefSeq and is a predicted model, not a curated record.